Messenger RNA from Medicago truncatula (barrel medic), 3765 nucleotides. Its product is annotated as protein NLP9. NCBI's taxonomy places the organism in Eukaryota, Viridiplantae, Streptophyta, Magnoliopsida, Fabales, Fabaceae. The transcript is spliced from 9 exons. Bases 440 to 3334 code for a protein of 964 amino acids. The record is from RefSeq and is a predicted model, not a curated record. Gene Ontology annotation, molecular function: protein binding; DNA-binding transcription factor activity.
GUUUAUUAUCAAUUAUAUUUCUUCAUCUCUUCUUUCAAAGUCGUCAAACUCUCCAUUCUCACCAUCCUUCAGAGCCAUCGUUUUUGUGAACUGAGGAUCGAUUUCCAAUCUAAUGUUUGUGUGAAUUUCCAUUGACGUUCAAGCUAGAAUAUUUAAGUCUUCUUCAAUGAUGGAAUGAUAUUAUCUGGUGUUUGUGUGAAUUUUCACUAACGUUCAAGCUUGAAUAUUUUAGUCUUCUUCAAAGAUGGAAUGAUAUUGUAUACGGUGUUGAAAUUGUGUCUAAAUAUCAGUGUUGAUCUUCUUUUGGAGAUUUGGUCCCCAACAUUCAGGUUUUGGAGGAGCAUUCAGGUUUUUGGCUUCAAGAAUACCGGUGAACAAGGAAGCAAUGUCUUGUGAAUUUUUUUACGCAGAAGGACUCUAACAAUUGGUUGACCAAAGUAUGGAAUACCCUUAUUAUUCUAAGGGAGGAGGAAUUGGGUAUUGGCAGUCUCCUGGAACUCAGUUCGAAGGGCCAACAUCAUUAGAUGGUGGAAUCAACAAUUUGGUGUCAGAAGAUAUGCCUAACAGCUUCUCCGAGCUCAUGAACUUUGAUACUUAUGCUGGUUUGUGUUCUGGCCCAUCCACGACCGAUCAGAUUAUGACUAAUGAGCUUCCAUCUCUUGCCUCAGCAUUGUAUCAAUUGCCUGAUGGAUUCAAUCCAGUCGAACCGAACAGUGGACAAUUCUAUGGUGGAAAUUACAAUAAUUUCGAAAGCUCCCCUAUUUUUGGGGAGAAAAUUGUGUGUCAGCAAAUGGAUACCCUACUUGGUUUCUUAGACAAUAGCAAUGAUGCAAAUAACUCAAGUUCUAGGCAAAAAUUUGACGACCCUUCGCAACAUGUCAACGCCUUUGAUAUGGGCAAUUACGUUAUUGCCAGGCCACAAGCUUUAAUCUCCAGGCCACCUGCUUUGUCACUUGAUGAGAGAAUGCUGAAAGCCUUGUCCUUCUUUAAAGAAUCAGCUGGUGGGGGAAUAUUGGCACAAGUUUGGGUACCCAUAAAGCAUGAUGGUCAAGUACUCUUAAGCACCAGCGAGCAACCUUAUUUACUAGAUCAAAUGCUUGCAGGGUAUCGUGAAGUUUCAAGGACAUUUAGAUUUUCUACAGAAGGGAAACCAGGUUGUAUACCGGGUCUUCCUGGCCGUGUGUUUAUCUCCAAAGUUCCUGAGUGGACUUCCAAUGUUGGUUAUUACAAUCCAAAGGAGUACUUGAGGGCUGAGCAUGCAAGAAAUCACGAGGUUCGUGGAUCGAUUGCUUUUCCCAUAUUUGAUCUGCACUCUGGACUGCCAUGUUCUGCUGUCUUGGAACUUGUCACUACAAAGGAAAAGCUUGAUUUUGACAGAGAGUUGGAAAUAAUUUGUCGGUCACUUCAGCUUGUAAAUUUAAGGACUACUGCGUCUUCUCGGCUGCUUCCUGAGUGUCUUUCGACCAAUAAAAGAGCUGCUUUAACAGAGAUAGUAGAUGUGUUACGAUCUGUGUGUUAUGCACAUAGAUUGCCAUUGGCACUAACAUGGAUUCCCUGUUUUUAUACUGACGGCACAAGAGACGAAACUACUAGAAUACAAAUUAAAGAGGGUAAUUCAAGUUCUAGAGAAAAAAACAUACUGUGUAUUGAAGAAUCAGCUUGCUAUAUAACUGAUAGAGUGAUGGAAGGAUUUGUGCAUGCAUGCAUUGAACAUCCUCUUGAGGAAGGGAAUGGUGUAGCUGGGAAAGCACUUCAAUCAAACCAUCCUUUCUUCUAUUCUGACGUGAAAACAUAUGAUAUUAGCGAGUAUCCGCUUGUUCAUCAUGCACGCAAGUUCAAUUUGGGUGCUGCAGUUGCAAUCAGGCUAAGGAGUAUUUAUACCAAUAAUGAUGAUUACAUAUUGGAAUUCUUUCUUCCUAUCAAUAUGAAAGGGAGUUCAGAACAGCAACUCUUAUUAGACAACCUCUCAGGUACCAUGCAGAAAAUUUGUAAGAGUUUGAGGACAGUUUCAGGCGCUGAAAUAUCAGGAAUGGAAAGCUCAGUGGUGGGGUUUGGAAAGAAAAAUGUCCCAAGUUUCCCCUCCACAUCUACGAGGAACUCUCAGGUAUCAUUAAUAAAUGAAAAGGAUGGUUCUGUUCAGAAGCUAUCAUUGGAUACUUCUAACCUGAGAAACAAUGGAAACAAGCCUUCUUGUAAUCAGGAAAAUAAUGGAUCGAGAAGGCGAGUUGAGAAAAAAAGAAACACAUCAGAGAAGAAUGUUAGCUUGAGUGUUCUUCAGCAAUACUUUUCUGGUAGUCUGAAGGAUGCUGCAAAAAGCAUUGGUGUUUGCCCGACAACUCUGAAAAGGAUAUGCAGGCAUCACGGAAUUUCAAGAUGGCCAUCCCGCAAGAUUAAUAAAGUGAAUCGUUCUUUGAAGAAAAUUCAGACUGUGCUGGACUCUGUUCAGGGAGUUGAAGGCGGGUUGAAGUUUGAUCCUUCCUCGGGAGCAUUUGUGGCAGGAGGGACAACCACAGAAGAAAUCAAUGAAAAUAAAAGUCUCCUUUUCCCUGAGAGAAGUACUACACAAGACUCUGAGCCUAUGUCACAAAAUGCUGUAUCGGUUCCUAGUGAAGAUGAGAAUUUGGAAAAUAAGUGGGAGGGAAAAUUGAAGGAAACCAAUACUUGUUCGAUCGAUUGCAGUGAAGAUUCAAAAUCAUUUGCAAUGGAUGAUUGUCCUGAACAAGCUUAUAUUGGUUCCGUUCUUGCAAAAUGUGAUGAAUGGGUUCUAAACAAUGGCGGUUUGAGAGAAGAAAAACGUAAACAUAGUACUAUUGGCCAGAGGACAAGUUCCUUUGCUGUUGAUGAGAUGGACACUGGUGCGGAUGGGGAUGAUGAUGAUGUUGUUGAACACAACCAUCCUACUUCUUCAAGCUUGACAGAUUCGUCUAAUGGCUCUGGUUCAAUGAUACAUGGCAGUUCAUCAGGUUAUCAGAACUUUAAGAACCAGAAGCCGUCCAAAGGCAAAUCAACCAUAGUUGAUAGCGGGUCUAAAAUCGUUGUGAAAGCUACCUAUGGAGAAGACACCAUUCGUUUCAAGUUUGAUCCAUCCACAGGUUAUUAUAAACUAUAUGAAGAAGUUGCAGCAAGAUUCAAACUACAAGACGGAUCAUUCCAGCUCAAAUAUCUAGAUGAUGAAGAAGAAUGGGUGAUGUUAGUGAACGACUCAGAUUUGCAAGUGUGUUUGGAAAUAUUGAAUGACAUGGGGACACAUAAUGCCAGGUUUCUUGUUCGCGAUAUUCCUUGUACUUUUGGCAGCUCUGGCAGUAGCAGUUGCUACUUGGGAGGCAGCUCAUAGUAUAAAAAUUCUAGUUUUUGCUUAGACAAGAUUUUGAUGGUAUAUUCACAAUCUUAUGGGGGUUCUGCAUACUUGCAUGUUGAAUAUAUUAGCGAGCCUCGACACAAUGAUAAGGUUGUUGUUCAAAUUUUGAGGUAAGGCUGUGCACAUUUACUUUCUCCAAGUCCAAACUCCACAGCUUUGUUCACAGAUUUUCCCUUAUAGUUCUGUAUAUCUUGAUCACACAUAGCAGCAGUAGCAUAGAAAUUUGUUGUAGUAGUAGUGGUGGCUCAGCAGUGCUGUAAUGUAAUGUCAGUUUGUUGUAUAUAUUUCCCAAGAGAUGUUAUAAUUAAAAUUAUGAUGACAAUAAAUAUAGAAAAGAAAAGUGUACAAAGUGGUUGUAUGAAUAAGAGAUGUGAAUACAAGUCAAGUAGUGACAACUUUAACGAUUA